UGUGUGUUUGAGGAGGGUGUGUGCUGUAGAGUGGAGAGAACAGAGGGACAAGGUGAGAGAGAGAGAGAGAGAGAAAGAGAGAGGCAGAGGGAGAGAGAGAGAGAGAUGCUGCACCUGUGCACGGUCACCUGAGAAGAAGAGCUAAAGAGAAAACACAGAGGAGGUAAAGAAAUUGUCAGCAUGGCGGGAAAGUUUCACAUCUGACAGAAUCUCCUUCGACCAGCUCGUCUUCAACAAGGUCAGUCGUCCAGUCUCUGUUGGUGCCAUGGCUGACCCAAGCUGGUGGAAGCUGACCUUCUCACGCAAGAAGAAAUCUGAGCCCAAAGUCCUGUACGAGAUCCCGCCUGAGUAUGGCAGCAACACCGGACACAAAGAGCACUCGAGCAACAAUGCCCCCCCUGCAGACCACCUGGACAGCCAGUUCAACGCCAGACUGGAGAAGAUUGUAGAUAAAUCUGCUACCAAGGGCCGCCACGUCAAGGUGUCCCACUCUGGGCGCUUCAAAGAGAAGAAGAAGGUCCGUGCCACGCUGGCCGAGAACCCAAAUCUGUUCGCAGAGAACAACCUCAGCGACGAGAACCAUAAAAACAAGACUGACAAAUAGCAGAACACACAUACUUGAUCACAAAAGUGUCAUAUAUCAGCGUCAUACAGGAUGAAGCACAUACAAGCACAGCCAUGUGGCACUGCAUGUGCAAGCUGGAUAAACACUCGUUACCCAGGCACCACACCCAGGUCGAUACUGGAACCAGUGGACUCACACCUAAACAAACAGCUGGUAUCAGCAGACGACCAUUAAACGACGUCCUGCAGACAUUUUUCCUUCUCUUUUCUCACUUUCUGUUGCUCACGCUGUUGUUAUUUAUCUUCAGAAAUGACAUGAAGAAAAAAAAAAGUCACUCUGCCCGUCCUCAUGAAAACAUCCUUCUGAAUUGAACAUUAUUGUAAACUACGUUUUUAUUUUUACUGUAAUGGAUGAAAAGUUUUGGAAUCAUACUUCCUUUUUUAUGUCUUAGCACACAAUCAAAACACUGUUAAUCAUUUUUGUGACCAAAGCAAAUAGAGACUUCUUUUUAACUUUUUAAUCAAUGUGUAUAAAAUAUUGUUGAUGGUAAAUUAAUUUAAAAAAAUGCUGUUUGUAUAAUCUUUUCAGGAAUCCAAAAAAUCCCCCAAAGAACAUGUAUGAAAAAAUAAAUGUAGUUUGUUUUUAAUAAAUGUUUCAAGAUGGGUUAAUAUAAAAGAGUACGAGGUUAUGUCACAACCAUUUGA
Acanthopagrus latus (yellowfin seabream) is the source of this 1269-nucleotide messenger RNA. RefSeq names its product proline rich 15 like b (gene prr15lb). NCBI's taxonomy places the organism in Eukaryota, Metazoa, Chordata, Actinopteri, Spariformes, Sparidae. Bases 266 to 604 code for a protein of 112 amino acids. The record is from RefSeq and is a predicted model, not a curated record. The transcript is spliced from 2 exons.